UGCAGAAAAAGGAACCGUUUUGCUUUUCAAGUUCUCGGUCCCGGAACACACGAUCUUUUCCUUUCACGUAGAAUAUGAAGCACUCCGAGUCAGGCCUAGGUCAAAAGGUCAACAACGUAAAACCCCCGUUCUGAUGUAUUCCCGAGCACAAACACACCCCACACACACACACACACACUCGAAUGCAUACGAACCUGUUUAUAAAGUCGAGCACUUCGAAAGUUUUAACAUCGGAAAAGGUUCGACCGAAUUUCCAGAGUCAGUUCUUCACUACUUCGAAAGUUUGAACAUCGGCAAAGUUCAACAGAAUUUCCAGAGUCUAUCCUUCACUACUUCCAGACACCAUGGAUUUCUCGGCAGGUAAAAAUUUGUAUUUUAAUCAAUUAAUAGUUAAAUAUAAAUUGAGAUACAAUGUUUAUGUAAUUAUCCAGUAGGCAAUGAUAUUGAUAUAAACUUAGAACUAAUCAUUCUGAGUACAAAAAUCAUCAUACUUAUCUGGUCAUUAUGUAAUCUGGUACGAUACUUUAUCUAAAUUGUAAAUAUUCAUUACAUUUAUAUUACAGUGCAAGACCGAGUUAAGCUCAUCUGUUUCUAGUGUAUAGACAGCUUGGUGAUUAUUUCUGAUGAUGAGAUUCCCGAAACAACCACUCAGGACCUUUUGAAUCUGAGUUCCACACAAUUUGAGGGAAACGUGUCUAACAGUGAUUACGACGGAGAUAUUUCAGAUACGAGUGCUGCAAUAGAAGACCAAGAGGAAAUCAUCUCGGAAACCGACAUUCAACAAGACAUCGAACUACAACAGAUCUGCGCAGUGUGGCGUGAAUUCUUCGAAGCAAAGACUGAUUUAUUGGAAAACUUUGGACAGAUUGAUUAUACACUUGAAUCUGGUCGAGGUACAGAUUUUAUCCCUUUACUGUACAGCACGCUUGAAAAUGUGAAUAGAUGUCUCUCAGUGAGCAUAAAGUUGAUUGGAAAAUUGUAUGAUAGAUAUGGCGCAGAAACGACUGAAAUGCAGUUCGGAUAUGGAGACUAAAAAAAAGAGAACCGAAAAUUCUCCAUUAUCGCAUGAUUUCUUUUAUGACGGAAACCAGAGUUUUUCAAAUGAUUCGCACACACCCCUGAACCCAUAUUUAACUGAAGCGAUCAACAGGCUGAACGAAAGUUUAAUACCGUCACACCAAGUCGUUAGUGAGAGACCUAAUCAGAGUCCAAAUCACGUCGUAUCAACCACAACGGUAACGCCGAAUGAUAUAUUUUCUGAAUUAAAUCAAUGUCUGUUAGAGUUACAUAAUAACCUAAAUGAACACGGUCAUUCAGUACAAAUAAAAACUGAUCUAAUUGAUGCAGUCAAUCAGUUGAAUGAAAAUUUAAGAUCGUCAGAACAGAGCAAUACUCAAAAUGAAAACCCCAGACGAAUUUCCAGUCAAACUGUAUCAAGUACGCCGGUCACGUCGCACGACAUAUUUUUCGAAUUAAAUCAAUGUCUGUUAGAGUUACAAAAUAACCUAAUCGAACAAAGAGAAUCUUUGCAGAUAAAUCCAUGUUUAAUAGACGUGGUGAAUCAAAUCAAUGAAAAUAUGUCAUUACCUCCCGUUCAGAAUAUCGUCUCGACUCCAGAAAACGCUCAGGAACCUAGUCCGUUAUCUUCUCAUGAUAUGAUACACGAACUUAAUCAAAGUCUUAUGAGGAUAAAUGACGGUCUUGUUAACUUAAUCGAAAACCCUGACAAUAUUGCACAAAAUUCGGAAAACGAUAAUGAACGCAACCGACCAAUGGAAAACAUACAAUCACCUAAUACCCAAGAUUCUCAAAUGGAAAACACACAUUCGCCCGAUACCCAAGAUUCUCAGAUGGAAAAAUCGCCCGAUAUCCAAGUAGAGCAAGAGGGUGAUGGAUUAGAUCCUAAUAUUAGAAUAAUUAAUCGGGAAAGAUUCAACAACACUGAGAUUAGGAGAAGAGUGAAUUUUUCUUCUAUCGCGAACGUUGACAGCUUUGCAGAUUUUUAUAAUUAUGUUUUAGAGAUUUUAAACAGCGCGAUUGAAAUCGCUAACAAUUAAUUUCU
Ictalurus punctatus (channel catfish) is the source of this 2062-nucleotide messenger RNA. RefSeq lists its product as uncharacterized. The transcript is spliced from 4 exons. Lineage: Eukaryota; Metazoa; Chordata; Actinopteri; Siluriformes; Ictaluridae. Bases 981 to 2057 code for a protein of 358 amino acids. The record is from RefSeq and is a predicted model, not a curated record.